Molecule: messenger RNA, 1680 nt
Organism: Closterium sp. Naga37s-1
Lineage: Eukaryota; Viridiplantae; Streptophyta; Zygnematophyceae; Desmidiales; Closteriaceae
Source: the annotation of a GenBank genome assembly
AUGUCCGAAUACGCCACGCUGGUUUUGCGCGGCCGGACCGGCUGCGCCUUGACGGAGCCCGCGCGCCACACCUUGGAGCAUGACGUGCUGCCGCAAUAUUUAAUCCGGCAACGCUGGUUUCCGUUUCCGCACACCCAGCCGCCGCAAUCGGCGCGCCUUGUUUACACCACGCCGCUGUCCCCCGACACCGACGGUGAAGACGAAUGCUUUAUUGCCGAAGUGGAAAUAACGGCCUGCGAUGGCCAGCCGCAGCGCCUGUUCGUUCCCUCGGCGCUCAUAUGGAGCGAGGCGGCCGUGCCGCCCAUUGUGCUGAGUCAGCAGUACACCUUAGCGCGGAUCCGCCGAAGCGCCGAGGUAGGUUUGCUCACCGACGCUUUCGCGGUCCCGGCUUUUGCGCACGCGAUCAUCCAGGCGCUCCGUGAGGACCGGGAAAUCGCCAUCGGCGCGCCGGGCAGCCGGGACGGGGUGCUGCGUUUCCGCGGCGAGGCGGGUUUGGCGGCGCUGGAUUUACCGGCCGAUGCCCCCGUGGAGUGGUUCAGGGGCGAUCAGACUAAUAUCUCGCUCAGCCUGGGCGGCAAGGUCAGGCUUAAGCUCGUGCGGCGACUCAAUCCCGGCGUGCACCCCGAAGCCGAAAUGACCCGCAGGCUAACCCAGCUGGAGUUCGCCAAUUCGCCCGCGUUGCUGGGCGAAGUGAUUCGCGAAGGCAGCGACGGCACGUGUUACACAUUAGCGCUCGUGCAUCGGCAUAUAGUGAACGAGGGCGACGCGUGGUCUUGGACCCUGGGCUAUCUCAAACGGACGCUGCAUAAAGCUACGCUUACCGGCGCCUCGGUGGAAGAAUAUGAUGAAGAGCUAGCGGGUUACGCCGCCAUGGCCAGUACCAUAGGCAGGCGGCUGGCGGAGCUGCAUAGCGCCCUCGCCGCGCCCGCUGCUGACGAUCCGGCUUUCAGCCCCGAGCGCGCCGAUUCUGCGCAAGCCCUGCAGCAUGCGGCGCAAGCGAUCGCAACGCUGCACGGGGCGCUGCAGGUUUUGGCCGAGCACGCCGCAUGCGGGAAACUUGAUGGCCGCACGCUCGCCUGCACCGAAUGGCUGCAAAACCACGCUGAGGCUUUGACGCAGGCGAUACGCGAGCGCGCGCGCCUGGAGCAAGAUUCACUGUACCUGCGCAUUCAUGGCGACUUCCAUCUGGGGCAGGUUCUGGUCGCGCGCACUGGCACCGGCACCGACGCUUACCUGAUUGAUUUUGAGGGCGAGCCGGCCCGUCCGUUUGCCCAGCGGCGAGCCAAGGCGACCCCCUUGCGCGACGUGGCGGGUAUGCUGCGCUCAUUCGAUUACGCCGCAGCCGCAGCGGCCAUGCUGAGCUUACCGGGUUUUCCGCUCACCGGCCCUGCUUGCGCUGCCCCCGAGACGGUGGGGAUCGUGAAUACUGGUAACCCUAUGGUCUCGGAAUCGGCGGCGCGUCAGCUAGUACGUCGGGAAGCCUUGCUCUCCCGCUUUGUUCUGAGUGCGCGCAGUGCGUUUAUGCAGGGAUACCAUGCGGUGGCCCACCAAGCGCCCCACCCGUGGCUCAAGCUCGGCGCGGAGCAGAGCCUGCUGGAACUGGCCUUGCUCGAAAGAGCGGCCUAUGAGCCCCCGCUCUACAGGGCGGUCCUUCCCUCCCCGGUGCGCCGGCGCCGUUGA